Messenger RNA from Cladophialophora immunda, 1005 nucleotides. RefSeq lists its product as uncharacterized. Lineage: Eukaryota; Fungi; Ascomycota; Eurotiomycetes; Chaetothyriales; Herpotrichiellaceae. The coding region runs from base 1 to 1005 and encodes 334 amino acids. The record is from RefSeq and is a predicted model, not a curated record. The transcript has a single exon.
AUGGCAGGGAUUCCAGUCUCGUUCGCCAGUGGCCUCUACGAUCGCCUUGUUCCUUUGGCCACAGGGGAGGUCCGGGCUUCCGGAGUGUCUCUCAACUUCAUUGAGAUCCAACAUCCCCGCGAAACAUUCGACCGGAUGGCGGGGCAUCACGAAUUCGAUGCCAGCGAAUUCUCCAGUUCAGAGUAUGUCACGCGGCACGCCGCUGGUGAUCGGUCCUUCAUAGCAAUCCCGGCCUUUCCCUCUCGAUGUUUCCGCCACAGCUUCAUCUUUGUCAACACGCACACGGUUAAGCGCCCUGAAGACCUCGCUGGCAAGACGAUUGGAGUGCCUUUGUACACCAUGACCGCCGCCGUUUGGAUUCGUGGUCUUCUCAUGCACCAGUACGGCGUAGACCUCGCGACCAUCAACUGGAUCGAGGGCAACGUCAACAAGGCCGGACCCUAUGGACAGCCAUCCGUGCUUCCCUCGCCGAAGUCCGUCAGCCUCGUGCCUAACAGAAGUUCCAAGUCCCUCAACGGGUUACUUGCAGAUGGUGUCAUCGAUGCAAUCAUUGGGCCUGACAUCCCAGAUUGUCUGAACUCCACGCCACAUGUUCGCAGGCUGUUUCCAGACUACCGCAAGGUGGAACAAGACUACUAUAAACAAACAGGCAUCUUCCCUAUUAUGCAUCUUGUUGUGGUCAGACGAGAGCUAUGGGGACGUCAUAAAUUCAUCACCACUUCCCUGUUUAACGCUCUCCAAGAUUCCAAAAGGUUGGCCAUGGAUCGGAUGAAGUAUCUGGGAACGCUUCGCUACAUGUUGCCAUGGUUGGCCCAGGAUCUGGAGGAGAUCAAGGAGACAUUCGGGGAUGACUGUUGGCCCUACGGUAUCGACUCAAAUCGAACAACCUUGGAAACUUUGGUUCAAUAUCUCUUUGAACAGGGCAUGAUUGAGAAGAAAAUGGACAUUGAAGAGUUGUUCGCGCCGAUGAAGGAAUCCAGAGUCCAAAAUAGCAAAACACAAUGA